This is a messenger RNA of Auxenochlorella protothecoides, 1200 nucleotides long. RefSeq names its product Putative 1-aminocyclopropane-1-carboxylate deaminase. The record is from RefSeq and is a predicted model, not a curated record. The transcript is spliced from 7 exons. NCBI's taxonomy places the organism in Eukaryota, Viridiplantae, Chlorophyta, Trebouxiophyceae, Chlorellales, Chlorellaceae. Gene Ontology annotation, molecular function: D-cysteine desulfhydrase activity. The annotation marks the transcript as partial.
UUGGCGCAUCACAUGGUGUCCUUGGAGGCCUACACACCUCCGUCAUGGGCUGCACACCUGCCCAACCCGCCCACCCAGCGCCUGCGCCUUGCAGUGACGCCCAGCCUCCUGCAUCCCUGGCCCCUGCCGGGCCUGCCGCCAGGCCUCGAGCUCUUCAUCAAGCGAGACGACCUGACGGGCAUGCAGCUUAGCGGCAACAAGGUCCGAAAGCUCGAGUUCCUGCUGGCCAAGGCCAAGGCGGAGGGCCACGACUCUGUCAUCACCAUCGGCGGCAUCCAGAGCAACCAUGCACGGGCCACGGCGGUGGCGGCGCGCUACUGCGGCCUGGACUCCCACCUCAUUCUGCGCACCUCCCGCCUGGCGGCGGACUCCGACCCGGGGCUGGUGGGGAACCUGCUGGUGGAGCGGCUGGUGGGCGCCCACAUCCACACCGUGACCAAGGAGGAGUACGCGGCCGCCGGCUCCCGCGCCCUGACCGCCCAGCUGGAGCGCCAGCUGCGGGGGCAGGGCGCGAACCCUUAUGUCAUCCCGGUGGGCGGGUCAAACGGCCUGGGCACCUGGGGCUACCUGUCCUUUGUGGAGGAGCUGAGGGGCCAGGCGGCGGACCUGGGCCUCACAGACAUCGUGCUGGCGUGCGGGAGCGGGAGCACCGCCGCCGGCAUCGCGCUUGGCAGCCACCUGGCGGGCCUUGGCGUGCGGGUACACGGGUACGCCGUGUGCGACAGCGAGGACUACUUCUACGCCUUCAUCGACGACCUGCUAGACCAGGUCGCCCCGGCAGAGGCGCGCGGGGGGGCGGGCGCCAGGGACCUCAUCAGGUGUCUUUUGGGAUGUGGCCCCUGUCCACCCACAUUCACCCUCGUCCCCCCCCCCCUCCCCGCCCGCCCAUCCUGCAGGAUUGCGGAGGCCAAGGGCGUCGGGUACGGCAUCAGCACCGACGAGGAGCUGGCCACGGUGCUCGACGCGGCGCAGGCGACAGGCGAGGCGCCGUGGGAAGGCAUCAUUCUGGACCCGGUGUACACGUGCAAGGCGCUGCACGGCUGGCUGGCUGACGUGGCGGCGGACCCCGCCGCCUGGGCCCAGCGUCGCGUCCUGUUUGUGCACACUGGGGGCCUGCUGGGCAUGUACGACAAGGCGGAGCAGCUGCAGGGGCCAGUGCAGGCACUGCAGCGCGCCCACCGCCUGCACGUGCAGAGCUGA